GUCAAGCUGUCAAGUAAACUGUAAAAUUAAUCAUGGCGGUUUAUUGAAAGAAAUAAACAAGUUUGGAUUUUCAAACUUUUAAAACUACUUACAGACUGAGCUGAGUAAUUUGUGAAACAUGGUAGGAAAUGAUUCAAGUUCGUGGUCACAAGAUGAGACAAUAAGAAUACUGAUCGCUUCAGAUAUUCACUUAGGUUAUUUAGAAGAGCAUCCUAUCCGAGGCGAGGACAGCUUUAUUGCAUUUGAAGAAACAUUAUCAUUGGCAGUUCAGUAUGAUGUGGAUCUGGUGCUACUCGGUGGUGACUUAUUCCAUCACGCAAAGCCCUCCCUUAAUUGUAUUUUUAAGUGUACGGAGAUCAUUCGUAAAUAUUGUUUUGGCGAUAAGCCGGUAAGCAUCGAGUUACUUUCAGACCAGACUGUCAACUUUUCUCGAAACGUUAAUUAUGAAGAUCCAAACUUAAACGUGUCAUAUCCAAUACUAUCUAUUCAUGGAAACCACGACGAUCCUGUGGGCCGUGAAGGGAUAAGCAGUCUUGAUAUACUCUCGACAGGAGGUUUAGUGAACUAUUUCGGCAAAUGGACCGACUAUACUCACGUGCGUAUUUCGCCCGUACUAUUACAAAAAGGUGCUACGAAACUUGCCUUGUAUGGUUUGAGUCAUCUGAAAGACCAACGCUUGUCACGCCUUUUUCAAGAGAAAAAAGUAGAAAUGCUGCGUGAUGAAGAACAUAGCUGGUUUAAUAUUCUGGUAUUGCAUCAGAACAGAGCGGAAGACAGAGGAGCUGGUAAUUUUAUCAAAGAAGAUGAAUUGCCCAAAUUUUUAGAUCUUGUAGUGUGGGGUCAUGAACAUGAUUGUGAAUUGUUUGAUAUGAAAGGUAGUAGUGAAACUAAUCAUUUCAAUGUGAUCCAGCCUGGCAGCACUGUGGCUACUUCUUUGGCUGCUGGAGAAGCUAGACCUAAACAUUGUGCAAUGCUUCAAAUUCAUAAAACAGAUUUCAUUCUAACUGCGGUUCCUUUAAAAACUGUCAGACCAUUUGUUUUCAAGACUGUUGUUUUGUCAGAACAUAAUCUGGGAGAUGAGAAUGUCAAUGAAAGCGAAAAAGUUCAGGAAUUUCUUAAAGAAAAGGUUAAUGAGGCAAUUGUUGAAGCAAAGACACUUUUGUCUGGUGAUCCUAGACAGCCAACUAUGCCUUUGAUAAGACUUAGUGUGUUUUAUGAAAGAGAAGAUCAGAUAUUUAACAGAACAAGAUUUGGACAAAAUUUCAAUGGCUUAGUAGCAAACUCAAAUGACAUCCUUUUAUUGAAGAGAGAAAGAAAAAUACGCGAGAAGCGUCAAGGACAAGGAGACGAGAUUAAUGUUGCAGACUAUGUUGCUGACUCCACUGAUGUUGAGACACUGCUGCAGUCCUACUAUGAGGCUAUGCCACCAGAACGGCGCCUCGCUGCUCUGCCUGUACAACUAAUGACAGAAGCAGUGCGUGAUUACACUCUCAAACAGAACGAGGAUAUCUUACGGCAUGUCUUGGAGGCACACAGGAGGCGUUGUAUUACUACACUGCUAGAGUCAAAUACAGAUACCGAAAUAGAAGCGAUUGCCGACCGACUUCGAGUACUCAGAGAUGAAAUAGUUUCCGCAGAUACUACAAAGCUUGCUGAACUAAAGGCACUGCCUGUGUCUGAACAAAUAGUUGUUGAAGGAUCCAGUGAUGAAGAGUUGCAAGUGGAAAAGGAGGUAGCUGCGCGGGGAAGAGGACGAGGUUCACGCGGAGGCCGUGGCUCACGUGCCCGCGGAUCACGCGCGCGUGGUCGGGGCCGGGAGCCGGAGGUGUCAGAGCCCGCGUCUCCUGUCGUCGCCACUACCGACCGCCGGAGUACGCCGCGUCGCACAGCUGCACAAAAAUCUGCUACAUGGAUUCAUAACUUAGCCUCAAAGGCUCGUCGCAGAGACUCGUCAGAGAUUGAUGAUUCUGAAUGAAAAUAUUUCAUUCUACUUCUUUUAAAUCUGUUUCAUUUAUAUAAUAAAUGCUUUCAUUUUGUGCUUCAUUGUAUGUCUAUUCAUUUACUUACAUUUCUUAUCAUUCUUAAGGGGAG
Molecule: messenger RNA, 2091 nt
Organism: Spodoptera exigua (beet armyworm)
Lineage: Eukaryota; Metazoa; Arthropoda; Insecta; Lepidoptera; Noctuidae
Source: the annotation of a GenBank genome assembly